Messenger RNA from Corythoichthys intestinalis (scribbled pipefish), 1774 nucleotides. Its product is annotated as gastrula zinc finger protein XlCGF57.1-like. Bases 177 to 1556 code for a protein of 459 amino acids. Lineage: Eukaryota; Metazoa; Chordata; Actinopteri; Syngnathiformes; Syngnathidae. The record is from RefSeq and is a predicted model, not a curated record. Gene Ontology annotation, molecular function: RNA polymerase II cis-regulatory region sequence-specific DNA binding; DNA-binding transcription factor activity, RNA polymerase II-specific. Gene Ontology annotation, biological process: regulation of DNA-templated transcription. The transcript is spliced from 3 exons.
UUGACGCAACUUCUUUGUACCCUGGCCAGACUUGCAGUUCUUUCGUGUACCGUUCUUCAAACUAAACGCGCUUCUUCACAACAUUUUCAUCGGGUAAGUACUGAAACGUCACUGUAGAAGAUUUUCAACCUGAGAAGCACGAUCCCUUGUACGUUAGACAGGAGGGGGAGUCUGUGAUGUCUAACAUCAAAAAGGAGGCGUGGCCAGAGACCGCCAGCAUUAAAGAAGAACAGGAAGAUGAAAUCACGUUUCCAAUGACUAUCAUUGUGAAAAGUGAAGAUUAUGAAGACCCAAGCGAAGAAAGUGGAGAGGCGAAACCUUUGAGCAACAGCUCGUUUCAACGCCUGACAACAAAAGAUGUCACUGAAGAAGAUCGUCAUCCUGAGAAGCACGUUCCCCCCCAUGUUAAACAGGAGUCGGAGGUUCGAUAUAUCAAACAGGAAGCGGAGCAAGAGACCCCUAGCAUUAAAGAAGAAGAUAAAAUCCCCAAGUUUCAAAUGACUGUGAGUGUGAAAAGUGAUGAAGAUGAAUGUCCAAGUGAACCUCCGAGCGACAGCUCAUUUCAACACCUGCCAAAAAAGGGUGAGGAACGAUCGCAACCGGACGACCUCUCAGCUCAGCUCUCGGACGUCAACGACAUAACAUCACACUCUUCUGACUAUAACACUGAUGAGGAUGUUGACUUUGACCAAAAAUCUUCAAAAUCCUUAAACAAGUCAUCAUAUAAAAGAGACGCAAAAGAAUGCACGAGGCACGCAAGUAAACACACUGGAGAGAAGGCUUUUGCCUGCACCCUUUGCGAUAAAAGAUUUUCUCGGAAGGAAGGGUUAAAAACACACACAAGAAUACACACUGGAGAAAAGCCUUUUUCCUGUACAAUUUGUGAUAAGCGAUUCACGAAGAAGGGAAAUUUAGACAUACACAAAAGAACACACACUGGAGAGAAGCCUUUCGCCUGCUCACGUUGUGAUAAAAGAUUUCCUCUGAAGCAGCAGUUGACAACACACAUGAGUACACACACUGGAGAAAAGCCUUUUUCCUGCUCAGUUUGUGAGAAAAGAUUCACCAAGAAAGGAAAUUUAGACAUUCACACAAGAACACACACUGGAGAGAAGCCCUUUGCCUGCUCACUUUGCGAUAAAAGAUUUUGUACAAAGCACGAGUUAACAAGACACACAAGAAGACACUCUGGAGAAAAGCCUUUUGUCUGCACAUGUUGUGGUAAAAGAUUCACUCAAAAGGGAACUUUAAAAAUUCACACAAGAACACACACUGGAGAGAAGCCUUUUGUCUGCACAUGUUGUGGAAAAAAAUUCAACACGAAGGCAGAAGUAAUCAAUCACACACGAACACAUACUGGAGAAAAGCCUUUUUCUUGCUCGCUUUGCGAGCAAAGAUUUCGUGUGAAGCGGGAGUUGACAGCACACACGUAUACACACACUGGAGAAAAGCCUUUUGUCUGCUCGUUUUGCAAUAAAAGAUUUUGUACAAAACAAGAGUUAACAAGACACACAAGAAGACACACUGAUGAAAAGGGUUUUCGCUGCAGAUUUUGAGGUAAACAAUUCAAAGAGAAAGUAUAGUUAAUCAGGCACGGAAGUACACACACUGGAAAGAAGAAGAAACCUGUGUAACCCAGGUUAACAUAGUCCCACAAAAAUAAGAUCUCAUUGAUGGAGACAACUAUUAAAAGAAUAUAGAGUGAUCCUUCAUUUUUUGUGGUUAAUGAGGACCAGAACCCGCCGCGAUAAGUGAACAACCGCAAAGUAGUGCC